CUGUGCGCGCCGCCGUUCCUGCGGAAUUCAGGAGGCUGUGGUCGUCGGACUCCGGGAAGCUCUCACCUAGAAAAUAAUGAACAACAAAUUUGACGCUCUGAAAGAUGAUGACAGUGGAGACCACGACCAGGACCAAGGCUCACCGAAAGACAGUGAGAAGGAAAAAACUGAGGACGAGGACAAAGAACAGAACACUUCCAAGAAAAAGAUGGUGGUGCCAGGGGCAGGAGAACACCCUCUUCAAUACAACUACACUUUCUGGUACUCCAGACGCACCCCAGGAAGACCCGCCAGCACUCAGAGCUACGAACAGAACAUCAAACAGAUUGGCAGCUUCGCCUCGGUGGAGCAGUUCUGGCGCUUCUAUAGUCACAUGAUCCGGCCAGGUGACCUGACAGGCCAUAGUGACUUCCACCUCUUCAAAGAGGGUAUUAAACCCAUGUGGGAGGAUGAUGCCAAUAAGAUGGGUGGGAAGUGGAUCAUCCGUCUGAGGAAAGGCCUAGCAUCUCGUUGCUGGGAGAACCUGAUCCUGGCCAUGCUGGGGGAGCAGUUCAUGGUCGGGGAGGAGAUCUGCGGGGCUGUGGUAUCAGUUCGCUUCCAGGAGGACAUCAUUUCCAUCUGGAACAAAACAGCUAAUGACCAGGCGACCACUGCUCGUAUCAGAGACACCCUGCGCAGAGUCCUCAACCUGCCUCCCAACACCAUCAUGGAGUACAAGACACACACAGACAGCAUUAAGUAUAGCCUGGGAAGACUUCCAUGGUCUGGUGAAUGCUAGCGGCGGACGUUAGCCCCUCACACAGAGAACCUCUGCAAGAGUGUGUGUACAUGUGAUGUGUUGGGGGAUGACAAGUCCAGGGAAGGACACCUCUGCGUGGAUUGGCACUGUGUAAUAUGAAGACAGAGCAAAAGUCAGGAUCAGAGGCUAGAGGACCAUUCCUUCUUUGUGUCAAAUUGGAAAUGAAACGGGAACGGGACAACGGGACACAGAGCCAAGUUGAAGAGAGAAAUACACGCUAUUUUAAAUCAACCAGAGGAGAACAAAAACUCCAGUUUUUUUUUUUUUUUUUUAUGUUUUGUAAUGCAACAUGUAACAUCUGUUAACUUGCCCAUCAGAGGAGGGGGGCAUGUGACUGGUGUUUGUUCAUUAGCUGUUAACAAAGUGUACUUGAUAAAAGACAACAAAGCUGACAACAAAACCAGUGUUGUAACGUUAAAUCUGAUUUUAUUGCUUAACAUAACAUCACACUUCCUGCUGUUAAAAUAAGUCUAUGUUUAUCUGUUUUAUUGGGACUUAAACAGGGUUGCUGGUAGAAGUUAUUUUAUUACAGUGCUGUAUUUUAACUACAAUGCCUCUGGUCAUUUCGAACUAGAAUGAUUACUAUGGUUGUGUAUGAUAUAUUUGUAAAUACAGUCCACUUCAAAGAUCACUUAAUUGAAUCAGCAAUGAUUCUUCAUCUUUGACCUGGAAGUUGAAUCCCAAAGGAUGAGGACCAUCCUGUGUUGGGCAGAAGGUUGUAUUAGCGGCAUCUUAAAAAUGGACUUGCCAAGCUGCCUAGAUCACCGUGCCUGGCCUCGAGCCCGACCCGAUCCAGGUUUCCCUUCUGUCUGCUUUGUCUUUACCCCGCCUUUAAAUAAUCCAAGGGUCGGGCUAUGCUUUAAAUGUCCUCAGCAAAGGUGUUUAGGGGUCCUGAAACACUGACCUUCACUCCUUUUCCAUUUUGUAGUAACAGAAAUGAAACUGGGCCCAGGAUCAGGGUCUGUUACAGUUUUUAUUGAUUCUUCGCAAACAUUUUUUGGAGCCAUGUUAAAAAAGCGCCUAUAGUUUGUUUAAAAACUGUAAUGCUGCCCAUAUUUGGUAGUGUGAUGAUGGGUGCAGGUGUGUGUGUGUGUGUCAAAAGUGAAGAAACACUGUUGGAUGUACACCCGAUGGAUUAUAGCAAUAAAUGUCAAAUAUGCAUCUGCUGCUAAA
Molecule: messenger RNA, 1972 nt
Organism: Toxotes jaculatrix (banded archerfish)
Lineage: Eukaryota; Metazoa; Chordata; Actinopteri; Toxotidae
Gene: eif4e2
Product: eukaryotic translation initiation factor 4E family member 2
Exons: 8
Coding region: 77-778 (233 amino acids)
Biological process (GO): translational initiation
Cellular component (GO): cytoplasm; eukaryotic translation initiation factor 4F complex
Molecular function (GO): translation initiation factor activity; RNA 7-methylguanosine cap binding
Source: RefSeq, a predicted model, not a curated record